Messenger RNA from Dinoponera quadriceps, 1377 nucleotides. It is a transcript of the gene Arp3, whose product is annotated as actin-related protein 3. The record is from RefSeq and is a predicted model, not a curated record. Lineage: Eukaryota; Metazoa; Arthropoda; Insecta; Hymenoptera; Formicidae. Gene Ontology annotation, molecular function: actin filament binding. The transcript is spliced from 6 exons. Gene Ontology annotation, cellular component: actin cortical patch; Arp2/3 protein complex. Gene Ontology annotation, biological process: Arp2/3 complex-mediated actin nucleation. Bases 89 to 1342 code for a protein of 417 amino acids.
GCCCAUGCCCAGCCAGUUCAAGGAUAAGGAUACGGGUUGUCAGUUCCAGCGUGUUUUACCGGAAUAAUACAACGAUACAAUUGAAAUCAUGCUCGGACGUUUGCCUGCGUGCGUCAUUGACGUAGGCACUGGAUACACAAAAUUGGGUUUUGCUGGCAACAAGGAGCCUCAGCUGACCAUACCCUCAGCGAUUGCUAUUAAAGAAACAGCUAAAGUAGGUGAUAAUAAUGCAAGAAGGAUUACGAAGGGCGUCGAGGAUCUGGAUGCUUAUAUCGGAGAUGAAGCUUUUGAAGCCACUGGAUAUUCAGUUAAAUAUCCUGUGAGACAUGGACUGGUAGAAGAUUGGGAUCUGAUGGAGAAGUUUCUGCAACAAUGUAUUUUCAAGUAUCUCCGAUCAGAGCCCGAAGAUCAUUACUUCCUGUUAACGGAACCACCUUUAAACACUCCGGAAAAUCGAGAAUAUACGGCAGAAAUUAUGUUCGAGUCGUUUAAUGUGCCAGGACUUUACAUAGCUGUACAAGCUGUUCUUGCAUUAGCUGCUUCAUGGACUGCCAAAAAUGUGGAGGAUCGUACUUUAACAGGCGUUGUUGUCGAUAGCGGAGAUGGUGUGACUCAUGUGAUUCCAGUAGCGGAAGGUUUUGUUAUAGGGAGUUGCAUAAAACACAUUCCUAUCGCGGGUCGUGAUAUUACUUAUUUUAUACAAAGUCUGCUAAGGGAACGAGAGAUCGGAAUACCACCUGAGCAAUCAUUAGAAACUGCCAAAGCAAUCAAAGAGAAAUAUUGUUACAUAUGUCCAGAUAUAUCGAAGGAAUUUGCCAAAUACGAUAGUGAUCCUACGAAAAUUAAGAAAUACGAAGGUGUCAAUAGUAUCACCAAGCAACCUUUCGUCGUGGACGUCGGAUACGAAAGGUUUCUCGGACCGGAAAUAUUCUUCCAUCCUGAGUUUUCCAAUCCAGACUUCACGACACCGCUUAAUGAAAUUGUCGACGAUGUGAUUCAAAACUGCCCAAUCGAUGUCAGAAGACCAUUGUAUAGUAAUAUCGUGUUAUCGGGAGGAUCCACUAUGUUUAAAGAUUUUGGCAGAAGACUGCAGCGCGACAUUAAAAAGAUUGUUGAUACACGACUCAAGCUCAGUGAAACGCUAAGUGGCAGCCAUAUUACGCCAAAACCGAUAGACGUUCGUGUGAUAUCGCAUCACAAGCAGCGUUGCGCAGUGUGGUACGGUGGUGCACUACUGGCCAGUGAUCCAGAAUUCUACACGGUCUGUCACACGAAGAAAGCUUACCAAGAGUAUGGUCCUGGAAUUUGUCGUUAUAAUCCCGUGUUUCACAGUAUGGUGUAAGGGGUGUAAUAAACGAGAUGAAUACGUCGAUCGAA